Molecule: messenger RNA, 671 nt
Organism: Oncorhynchus masou masou (cherry salmon)
Lineage: Eukaryota; Metazoa; Chordata; Actinopteri; Salmoniformes; Salmonidae
Product: platelet-derived growth factor D-like
Exons: 4
Coding region: 210-671 (153 amino acids)
Biological process (GO): positive regulation of cell migration; positive regulation of ERK1 and ERK2 cascade; platelet-derived growth factor receptor signaling pathway
Cellular component (GO): membrane
Molecular function (GO): growth factor activity; platelet-derived growth factor receptor binding
Source: RefSeq, a predicted model, not a curated record
CUUCCUUCCAAAUUCCACUCCUUAAUGAUCUCUCUCACAUUCCUUCCAAAUGCCACUCUUUCAUUCUCUCCUUCCUUCGAAAUUCCACACCUUCAUGAUCUCUCUCACAUUCCUUCCAAAUACCACUCCUUCAUUCUCCUUCUCCUUCCUUCCUCCAGGAUAAUUCUCUUCCUACAGCAUCCAGGACGAACUGGGAAGCUGUGACCCAGAUGGAUGAUGCUCCGUCGCUGUUGGCCCCAGUGGUGACUGGUGUUCCUCUGACAGCAGCAGCGUUGGACCAGACCAUAGCAGCCUUCAACACAGUGGAGCAGCUCCUCCGCCACCUCAACCCUGACAGCUGGAGACAGGACCUGGACAGCUUGUACAGAGAGACAGCAAUGUACAGACCCCGGGCCUACCAGCACAACAGACAGAACAAGAUUGACCUGGACCGUCUGUAUGAUGAUGUGAAGCACUACAGCUGUACACCUCGGAACUACUCUGUCAACCUGAGGGAGGAGCUGAGGGCCACCAACGCCGUGUUCUUCCCACGAUGCCUACUGGUGCAGCGCUGUGGGGGGAACUGUGCCUGUGGGACGGACAACUGGAACGGCUGUACCUGCAGCCCGGCCAAGACCAGUGACAAACUACACGAGCUGUACCUGUACCUGCAGCCCGGCCAAGACCAGUGA